AUGAGUGAAGAAUUAUAGGCAAUGAAAUAAUUAUUGUCUUAAUUGGAAAAGCUAAAGACAGUUAAAAGUGAAUAGCAAUAUGAGCCAAUUCUGCAAGCUUUAUAAAGAGUUGAGUAAUAUAUGGAAGAGACUUUGACAGCGGAUGGUCGAUAAUAUUUGCCAGAAUUGGUAAAUAUAUGUGUGAAUUUGAUAAUAAAUCAUAAAGCAUACCCAGAAAGAGUAAUUUAGAAUUUGGAAGCAUUUAUAAAAUGUGUAUUGAAAUAUAUCUGUAAUAAUAUAUAAGAGGAGAAGGUAAGUUAAAUGUUUCGAACAAUAAUGGAUCCAUCUCGUAUGAUUUAUGAGCAUAAUGCACAUCGUACUGAAUGGCAUGAUCAAGUAAUGAAUUGCAUAAAGUUAGUUCAUAAAAUAUUCAUAUUCGCUCAAUCCUCAAUAUAAAUAAUUUAUAGACCAAAUUUAAGUAGGGACUUAUGUAGAUUGUAUGCGUUUUUGUCGUAGUACAGGGAGGUAGAAUUGGUCUAGAGGAGUAGUGGAAGAACUUAAUGAAGAUAAUAUAAAGGUGAGAUAUCUAAAUGAAUAAUCUGUCACACAUAUAUACAAUAUUAGAAGUGGUAAUAUUAUGCCAUAUAGAACUCGUUCUUAAAAGCUAGAUUAAAUGUUUAAUUUUUAAGUAGGUUAAUUAAUAUUAGCAACUUAAUCAGAUAAAUGGGUAUUGAGUACAAUUUAGGAACGUUUCGAAGAGAAUGAUGUCGAGCCAAUUCUUAAAUAUAAUGUGGCAUUUCGUUUUUAUACAGAAGAAGGAACAACUGUAGAUGAUGCAUCAUAGAUGAGAUAUAUUGGUUAUAAUAAAUAUCAUGAUGAAUCAAUUACAGCUUGUCAUCCACGUUUGGCUAUUUGUGGAGAUCACAUAUUAAGAAGAUUUAAUUCUAUAGAAUAAUAUAUAGAUGAUAGUUAUGAUAUUCUAUAUGAAUAAGAUUAUUAGGAAGAAAAGUUUUAUGCUAUUUUAAGACCUAAAUAAUCUAAGAGUUUUCUUUUAAUUUCAUUNUUAACUGUACAUAAUGGAUUUAUUUUGCUGAUGUGA
This is a messenger RNA of Paramecium sonneborni, 1078 nucleotides long. The record is from the annotation of a GenBank genome assembly. Lineage: Eukaryota; Ciliophora; Oligohymenophorea; Peniculida; Parameciidae.